GUGCCAGACAAGAUGCUGCUCGAGCACACGUUCAAGGUGAUCGCCCCCAUCGUGGCCAAGGAGAAGCGCACGGCCGACGAGGCGCAGCAGGCCAUGCAGGCCGCGGGGCAGGACCGCCUCAAGGAGGCGGGUGCGAAUGCCGAGGAGAAGCGCCCCACGGCCGAGGAGGAGCAGCAGGCCGAGGACGAGCGCAAGGCUUUGGAGGAGAAGGAGGCGGCGGAGGCCGAGGAGAAGCGCCAGGCCGAGGAGAAGCGCCAGGCCGAGGAGAAGCAGGCCACCAAGGCUUUGGAGGAUCAGCGCCUCAAGGAGGCGGCCGAGGCCGAGGAGCAGCAGCGCCUCAAGGUGGCGGCGGAGGCCGAGGCAAAGUGCAAGGCCGAGGAGCAGCAGGCCAUCCAGGCCGCGGAGCAGCAGCGCCUCAAGGAGGCGGCCGAGGCCGAGGCGAAGCGCAUGGCCGAGGAGCAGCAGGCCAUCCGGGCCGCGGAGCAGCAGCGCCUCAAGGAGGCGGCGGAGGCCGAGGCGAGGCGCAAGGCCUUGGAGGACCAGCGCCUCAAGGAUGCGGCCGGGGCCGAGCAGGCAACCGACGCGCGCUCGACGCGCGGCGCCAGCGGCUCGGGGGCGAGUCGGGUGAGUGGCUCAGCCGCGGGAUCGUUGAAUUUCCUCGAGGUCUCGCGCGCCAGCCAGUCGAAGCACCACAAGAAGUAG
This is a messenger RNA of Prorocentrum cordatum, 702 nucleotides long. Lineage: Eukaryota; Dinophyceae; Prorocentrales; Prorocentraceae. The record is from the annotation of a GenBank genome assembly.